AUCUGAUGACAAAAUAAAUCAUCAUCUUACCUCACUGGGUGCUUUCAUUGUUGUUCAUCACGACUUGCGAGAUGAUGAGGGAAUGAAAAAAACACCAAAAAUCAUAUUUAUCAUAUUUAUCCAUCUUUGGGUGGCGACGCAAAAGAGAUUGUUGGAUGGAAACCACCAGCAAGCAGCUCCUUCCCUCUUAGAUUCUGUUGCGCAUCUCUUCUUUCCUUCCCUCUCUCUCUCUCUCUUUCUCUCUCUCUUUCUCCUUUCGGACCCCUCCCCAGACAAUAUUCUCCAAAAGAAGAAGAAACUUGCCAGACGGGAACGCAGCACAUCGAUCAUCUCAGACAAUGAGCAGCCCACUGGAGAAGGUCGUGGCCCAGAAGAAGCAGUCCAUCGAGGCCGCCAUGGACAUGUUGGAAAGGGGCGCCGAGGUGAUGGCCGGCGCCGUCGGCGAGCUCUUCCCUCUCUGCGAGGCCGCCGCCCCUGUCCUACGUCUGGCCUUGGACAACGUCCAGAGCAAGGAGGUCUUCUACGUGAAAGAGCAGUUCCUGACGGUGAGGAACAGCUUGGACGUGCUCUCCAGCCAGCUGGAGGACAUCGACUGCGAGAUCAAGAAGGGGCGUCUGGACUCUCAGUAUUUUAGCGUGGAGGAGAACAUCAGGAACCAGUUCAGGAAGUACAUGGACAUCAUCGAGGCUAAGGAGCAGUUCCGGGAGGUGAAGACCAAGCUUUUUCUGGAGCAUUUCUCCAAAAGCGGAGGGGAGAAGAACCUGUUUGUGCUCUACGACGCUCUGAUGGGAAACAACAGUUUUGCAGAGUCCAUCUUGGACGUGGUGGAAAAGUACGUGUCGAGGAACCGCCGCCUUCUGGAGGACUUCUGCGUCCACAUGAAGGAGCUCCUCUGCUUGGGUCUGAUUGCUCUGCUGGGCCACUCGGCUUUGACCCGCGACCAAGAAGAAGAACAGGACAAGCUCCAAGAGUGGAGCCGCAAGAUGGAUGAAAUGGAGUCCCGCAUGAAGAGAACCAUCGAGUCCUGCAUCGCCGCUUUCCCCGAGCAAGCCAAGCUGGACGCUCAGCAUCUCCUGCAGGAGAAGCAAACCGAGAACCUCCAGGAUACAACCCAGGAGCUUCUCGACUUCCUGGUGAAAAAGUACGACUGGGUGAGCUGGUCCGUACGCCUCAUUAACCACGCUGGGAGCACCUACCGAAAGUGGCGCGCCGGCGAGCACUUCCACCACGUGGCGGGACGCAACUGGUUCGAGGUGCUCCAGGUGAACAACAUCAACCUGGUGGUGUCCUUCAGCACUCGGCCGCGGUCGGUGCCGCGGGACUUGGUUCUGCAGAUGAUGGAGGGUCAGGCCAGGAAGGGCAACGCCCCCGCCGUGGUGGACGUCCUGGAGAAGCAGCUGAGCGGCUUCGUGGUGCACGCCGUCAGUCGUCACAAGGAGUCGGCGGCGGCGUGGAGCUUUCCCGAAGAAUGCCACUACUGGGAACGCCACAAGAACGUGGCCGUGUGCGUACACUCGGACUAACCCGAAUGUUCUACAACGAAUAAAUUGAUACGCCAAGUGUCGUUAAAGCGUCCAUCUAAACGGUGGAGACGCUAAAAUGGACAAUUUAGGAGGAUUUUGCAAUGCCAAAAAUUAUUUGUCUAUGAGCACCAAAUCUAUCCUUGCAAAAAAGGCCAGUAAGGAUAAUUCAUAAUGCCGCCUACAGAGAACAUACUAACUCCUUAUUUGUAAAAUAACAAAUACUUCAACUUGCUGAUAUAGUUCAUCUUCAAACAGCUAAAAUAAUGCAUAAGGCUAAAAAUAAGCAAUUAGCUAAAAAUGUCAUCCAAUACUUCUCUACAAGAGAGGAGAAAUAUGAUCUCAGGGAAGAAGUACAUUUGAAACACUUAUAUGCUAGGACUACGUUAUGCUUAAAU
Molecule: messenger RNA, 1918 nt
Organism: Doryrhamphus excisus (bluestripe pipefish)
Lineage: Eukaryota; Metazoa; Chordata; Actinopteri; Syngnathiformes; Syngnathidae
Gene: rpz6
Product: rapunzel 6
Source: RefSeq, a predicted model, not a curated record